Messenger RNA from Ochotona curzoniae (black-lipped pika), 2289 nucleotides. RefSeq names its product protein kinase cGMP-dependent 2 (gene PRKG2). The record is from RefSeq and is a predicted model, not a curated record. The coding region runs from base 1 to 2289 and encodes 762 amino acids. Lineage: Eukaryota; Metazoa; Chordata; Mammalia; Lagomorpha; Ochotonidae. Gene Ontology annotation, molecular function: ATP binding; cGMP-dependent protein kinase activity. The transcript has 18 exons. Gene Ontology annotation, biological process: protein phosphorylation.
AUGGGAAAUGGUUCCGUGAAACCGAAGCAUGCCAAGCAUCCAAAUGGCCGCUCUGGGAGCCUCACCACAGAUGCCCUGCGGAACAAGGUGGCAGAACUGGAGAGAGAGCUGCGGAGGAAAGAUGCUGAGAUCCAGGAGCGGGAGUACCAUCUGAAGGAGCUGCGCGAGCAGCUGUCAAAGCAGACUGUGGCCAUUGCUGAGCUGACGGAGGAGCUCCAGAACAAGUGCAUCCAGCUGAACAAACUUCAAGACGUGGUGCACGUGCAGGGAGGCAGCCUGCCUCAGGCCUCCCCAGAGAAAGUGCCCCUGGAGGUGCACAGGAAGACCUCGGGGUUGGUUUCCCUGCAAAGCAGGAGAGGAGCCAAGGCUGGAGUGUCUGCUGAGCCAACCACCCGAACCUAUGACCUCAACAAGCCUCCCGAGUUCUCCUUUGAGAAAGCAAGAGUCAGAAAGGAUUCUAGUGAGAAGAAGCUCAUUACAGAUGCCCUUAAUAAAAACCAGUUUCUGAAGAGACUGGAUCCUCAGCAGAUCAAAGACAUGGUGGAAUGCAUGUAUGGGAGGAAUUACCAGCAAGGGAGUUACAUUAUUAAACAAGGAGAACCAGGAAACCAUAUCUUUGUGUUAGCAGAGGGACGAUUAGAAGUAUUCCAAGGAGAGAAAUUGCUGUCAUCCAUUCCUAUGUGGACCACAUUUGGGGAACUAGCCAUUUUAUACAAUUGUACCAGAACUGCUUCUGUGAAAGCUAUCACCAAUGUAAAAACAUGGACUCUGGACCGGGAGGUUUUCCAGAAUAUAAUGAGGAGGACAGCCCAAGCUAGAGAUGAGCAGUACAGAAACUUCCUCAGAAGUGUAUCCUUGCUGAAGAAUUUACCUGAAGAUAAAUUAACCAAGAUCAUCGACUGCUUGGAAGUGGAAUACUAUGAUAAAGGAGAUUACAUCAUUAGGGAGGGUGAGGAGGGAAGCACCUUUUUUAUCUUGGCAAAAGGAAAGGUAAAAGUCACACAGAGCACAGAGGGCCAUGAUCAACCACAGCUGAUUAAAACGCUGCAGAAAGGGGAAUACUUUGGAGAGAAAGCUCUUAUCAGUGAUGAUGUCCGAUCAGCAAAUAUUAUUGCUGAAGAAAACGAUGUUGCCUGCCUGGUGAUUGACCGAGAAACAUUCAACCAAACUGUUGGGACAUUUGAAGAUCUCCAAAAAUACCUUGAAGGAUAUGUAGCAAACCUGAACCGCGAUGAUGAAAAAAGACAUGCAAAGAGAUCCAUGUCGAACUGGAAGCUGUCCAAAGCACUGUCUCUGGAGAUGAUUCAGCUCAAGGAGAAGGUGGCCAGAUUCUCCUCAUCAUCCCCAUUCCAGAACCUUGAGAUUAUCGCCACACUGGGCGUUGGUGGGUUCGGAAGAGUUGAGCUUGUUAAAGUGAAAAAUGAGAAUGUUGCCUUUGCUAUGAAGUGUAUAAGGAAAAAGCACAUUGUGGACACUAAACAGCAGGAGCAUGUCUACUCAGAAAAAAGGAUUCUGGAAGAGUUGUGUUCUCCAUUCAUUGUGAAACUGUAUCGAACUUUCAAGGAUACUAAGUAUGUCUACAUGCUCCUGGAGGCCUGCUUGGGUGGGGAGUUGUGGAGCAUAUUAAGGGACAGAGGCAGCUUUGACGAACCCACCUCCAAAUUCUGUGUAGCUUGUGUAACGGAAGCAUUUGAUUAUCUGCAUCGACUUGGUAUUAUCUAUAGAGACCUCAAGCCAGAAAACUUAAUUCUAGAUGCCGACGGCUACCUUAAACUGGUUGACUUUGGAUUUGCCAAGAAAAUUGGUUCUGGACAGAAAACUUGGACAUUCUGUGGGACUCCAGAGUAUGUAGCCCCAGAGGUCAUUCUCAACAAAGGACAUGACUUUAGUGUGGACUUUUGGUCACUGGGAAUUCUAGUGUAUGAGCUCUUAACGGGCAAUCCACCCUUUUCUGGGAUUGACCAAAUGAUGACCUACAAUCUGAUUCUCAAGGGAAUUGAAAAGAUGGAUUUUCCCAGAAAAAUAACCCGACGACCUGAAGAUUUGAUCCGUAGGCUUUGCAGGCAAAACCCAACAGAAAGACUGGGGAAUCUGAAGAAUGGAAUCAAUGAUAUUAAAAAACACAGGUGGUUAAAUGGCUUUAAUUGGGAGGGACUGAAAGCAAGGACUCUUCCCUCGCCUUUACGAAGAGAGCUCAGUGGACCCAUUGAUCACAGCUACUUUGACAAGUAUCCUCCUGAAAAGGGAGUACCUCCAGAUGAACUUUCAGGCUGGGAUAAAGACUUUUGA